AACGUAUGAACUGUCUCCCAAAAGAGAACGAAAUCUCUCCCACUACUCUCACUCUCCUCAUCACAAAAUCGCCAGAAAUACAAAUCCCUAGGCCUAUUCCUAUUGAGUGUCAACACAUGCACACUGUCGCGCACAGUUAUCACUACCGCACUCUUUGUCAUACUCGCACGCACAUACCCAGAAAAAAAAUAAUGGAAAGGGGCAACCUGAUGGUGAUUCUGAUUAAAUCCCACUAAUAGUCAUAUUUUUUGGGAUUUUUUUGUUAAUUAAUGGCGUCGUCGAAGCUGGUGCCGUCGCGGAAUUUAGAUCUCAAGAGAAAACUUUCUGGUUGUGCUUCGGGUUCUUCUACGAGGUUGAUUGAUUUCUUGAGAAAUUCUUAUGUGGAUACUGAUACGGGCUCGGACUCUGACCCGGUUACGGAGGGGGAAGGUUCUAGUACUUUGUUGAAUGCGGAGAUUACGUUGCUUGAUGCUGCCGGAGCUGUGACUCCGAUAAGUGAUUGCGAAGUGGGGAACGUGGAGCCCCCUCGUGCUAUUAGGAAGACGGUUGAUGAUGUCUGGAGGGAGAUUGUGGCUGGAAAGAAGAGGCAGACCGAGCAGGUGCCCAAGCAGGAGAUGAUGACUCUGGAGGAUUUUUUGGUGAAGGCAGGGGCCGUGGAGGGUGAGGCCAGUGGUGCCGGGGCAGGAGUGACUGUGGAGGUGAAGGAGGAGAUGAUGAGUGGUGGGAUUUAUGGGCAUGAAAAUUCUCCUGUGGUGGGAAUGGCGACUGGGUUAGAGAUAGGAGUGGAUGUUGGGGAUUUUGGGAACGGGAGAGGGAGAGGAAAGAGGACCAUGAGCUUGAUGGAACCUUUGGAUAAGGUGGCACAACAAAAGCCAAGGAGCUUGAGCUUGUUAGAACCGUUGGAUAAGGCGACACAACAAAGGCAGAGGAGGAUGAUUAAGAAUAGGGAGUCAGCUGCAAGGUCAAGAGAGAGAAAGCAGGCCUAUCAAGUGGAAUUGGAGUCAAUGGCAGUGAGACUUCAGGAAGAGAAUGAGCAGCUUUUGAAAGAGAAGGCGGAGUGGACAAAAGAGAGGCUUAAACAGAUAGCGUUGUCUUUUCAAUUCAAAUCGUUAGCAGAAUGCCAGCUAAUGGAGAACGUGAUCCCUGUCAUGGAAAAGCGAAGACCUUCACGUUUCCUUCAGAGAGUUCGUUCUGUGCCGUGGUAAUCAGAUUCUACUGCAGAACCAUGAAGAUAUUUAAAUGCCAUUUCUCCAACGUAGGAGCAAGAUGUUAACAUUUUGUCUGCAAAAAAUGAAGAUUGGAUGGCACUUGUCAAUGCUAAAAAUGAAGAAUUAUACUAUUCAGGUCUGCCCGAUUCAGCAUCCGGACAUGCACUCUGGGUUUAAUAAGUUAUUAUGGUGAUUGCUAGUCUUGGAAAGCAGUUAUUCUUCUUGCUGUAAAGUGAAAUAGCAUAUAGUAGGAUAGAAUUGGAGUGUAUUGGUAAUGAAAUUUUUGUGUUCAGUGAAGACCAGUUUAUUAGAAGUGUUGAGCUUUAUAUAUUUACCUAAUAUCCCAUUCCCAGAUGCUAAUGUAAGGGGAGAGGGGAUUUUAAUGGCUUCUUGUAUCACUUCAGCUAAUGGCUUAUGAAUUAUGAUAGCUCCUUCUUAACGGUGUUA
This is a messenger RNA of Olea europaea var. sylvestris, 1655 nucleotides long. RefSeq names its product G-box-binding factor 4-like. The transcript has 5 exons. The record is from RefSeq and is a predicted model, not a curated record. NCBI's taxonomy places the organism in Eukaryota, Viridiplantae, Streptophyta, Magnoliopsida, Lamiales, Oleaceae. Gene Ontology annotation, cellular component: nucleus. Gene Ontology annotation, biological process: positive regulation of DNA-templated transcription. The coding region runs from base 270 to 1205 and encodes 311 amino acids. Gene Ontology annotation, molecular function: DNA-binding transcription factor activity.